UCAAGACGGGGUAUGUGUCAAAUCAACAUAUUUUUCUUAUCAUAUUUCUCUUUCCGUUGGUGUGUGGUUUCCCGACUUCUUUGGUAGUUGUUGUUCAGUUACGUUGACCAGUUCAUAAAAUAUUAGCGGACAAAAUGGUAAAAAAGAAGGCCCCAAAAAACGCGUUUUACUUUUUCUUUACGGAGUUAAAAGCAAAACAGAAAACACCAUGUAGUAAUGAAAAAGCUGUGGAGUUGGCUUCGCCUUUAUGGAAUCAAAUGUCCCCAGAGGAACGAAAACCUUACGAGGAAAAAGCUAAAAUAACUAAAAAAAAUCUAGCAAAAGAAACUUGUGCUGGCGAAUCUGUUUACAGUGUUUUAGCAGAAGAGAAAGAGAAAAUCCAAAAAAAGUCUAAAUCAAGAUCAGACAUUGAGACCAUGCUUAAAUUGGCUUAUAGUGAUGGAACCCUUGCUGAAACUAAUUUUUAUCUCAUCCAUAUCAAUAAUUUCCUGUAUCAUGAUAUAAGUCGAAAGUAUUACCCCGCCGAAAUCGCGCUUGGAAAAUUUAAUCUGCAAAAUGGAAUUAUAAAGAAUGAAGUUUAUCAUAGUGUAAUUUACCCGGGAAAAUUCCCAAUUGGUUACACCUUAACUGCAAGACAAAAAUCUGAAGAAACCCACAAAUUACCAAUUGAUUUUGGUUCAAAAAAUAAUGUUCUAGAAGUUGUUAAUAAUCUUCUGGAUUUUAAUAAAGAUCACGCGGUUUUAUUUGUUACAGAAAGCGAAUUGGAUACAAUUGAAAAGAUUUUAGACAACAUGUUUGAAGAAUGUCAACUACCCAAUCCUUUUAAUAUUUAUCCACUUGAUUACCUAUUGUUCAUCUUAAAAAACAUUGUUCAUGGCGCCGAAAAUAACGUUUGGCCAAUACUAACUUUAGGCACUGUGGCAUUAGAAAAAGACCUCUAUGGAAUGUGUGAAGAUAUCGCUUGUGAUUAUCACCAAACCUUGGAGCGACAACUAUUUUGCAGCUUAUCAAAAGUAAUACGUUGGGCGUACACCGUUUGCGAUAAUUGCAGUCAUCAUUUAGGAAUUAAAUUAAUUCCUGGGCAACAUGUUCCACCCAACGCUGAUAUUAAAACCAUCACUGGCCGUCUUGCAGAAUCAAAAUUAUCUUCAAAAUCAUCCCAAAUUUCAAGCAAUUCAUGUCUCAGUGGAAAAACGCCAAUUCCCACAACUGUUGCUGCUCCAAAACCAAAUUCACUUAAUUAUGAUAUUAAUAGUGACAUUGCGAGUUAUCAUGGUUUUGAGAGUAGUGAUGGAAGAGAACAAGAUGAGGAGGAACAAUGGAAGCAACCAAAACGGGCUAUAAGAUUAAAAAGAAAUCAUCAAAUGCAAGGAAAUGAUGAUGCAUUUAGCGCAUGUAGUGGUUCACAAAGCCAAACGCAAAGUCAAUCGCAAAAUGAACCUCUAAAUUUGUCAGAUUUGUCUUACAGGUCAACUUAUUUACCUGGUAGACAUCCAGAAAGUAUUUCUAUGGUUGGAUUUCGUGGGAGAGGACGUGGAAAACAUAUUAAACGCAAUGAAUAAUUCACCAAGAUAAUACUAAAAAUUACAGCACAUAACUGUUAAUUUUUUCUUUUAAAAGUUGAUAUUUCUUUUGUUAAAUGUGUAAAUGUUGUGACGUUUACUGUUUAUCGUUAAUGUUAAAAAAAGAAUGAAUCUAACAUUAUAUUUUUAAAUCAUAAAUAGUCAUAAAUACAAAAAGAA
Molecule: messenger RNA, 1742 nt
Organism: Onthophagus taurus
Lineage: Eukaryota; Metazoa; Arthropoda; Insecta; Coleoptera; Scarabaeidae
Gene: mael
Product: germ-plasm component protein maelstrom
Biological process (GO): male meiotic nuclear division; negative regulation of DNA-templated transcription; spermatogenesis
Cellular component (GO): P granule; nucleus
Molecular function (GO): sequence-specific DNA binding
Source: RefSeq, a predicted model, not a curated record